AUGCGUCUCCUCCAGUCCCUCCUCUUCUACACCAGCAGCCUCGCGCUACUCAACCCCACCGCCGCGCACAACGAAGCCCUAACUCCGCGGAGCAAAGGCGCAGAUGCCAUCUCAUUCACAUUCCAGCCCGACGACAGCAUCAGCGGCGCCCUAACCAUGCACUCGGAGCAGACGCUCGAGUACUUCAAAAACGAGCUCGGGAUCGACGUGACGAAACUACGGAACCACCCGGAGCUCUUCGGCAAUAGUCCCAGCGGACACUAUACCUUCCCUCCCCUGAGCGGCGUGGAGGGCACGCUGUCCUGGAACCUAACAGGACGAGAUCCCGCUUCGCUCGGCGCCUACGAACGACUAACGUGUGACGACUGCGCCGCGAUCUGCGGAGGCUUGGCUGCAGUCCCUUUCGGAUUUAUCAUCUGUGUGCGUCGGCACAAUGCAUUGCUUGUGAUGGACAUGGCAGGAGACAAAAUUCAGACGUUCCAGGGUAUUAUCAACGGGGUUAUGUUGAUAGUCAUUGAGUAUAGUUCUUGA
Molecule: messenger RNA, 531 nt
Organism: Daldinia loculata
Lineage: Eukaryota; Fungi; Ascomycota; Sordariomycetes; Xylariales; Hypoxylaceae
Exons: 2
Coding region: 1-531 (176 amino acids)
Source: RefSeq, a predicted model, not a curated record